GGAUAGAAUUGGUUAUGAUAGAUUCCUCAUCGGUGUCAGGUUUCAUAUAUACACAUGGCGUUCUCUCCAUUCUUGUCCCCGGCUAUUUGAACCAAGAUAACCAGAAACACGAACUACUGCGAUGUCAGAGCCGAGACAUGGCGAUCCUCAGCCUCAGCCUUUCUCGCAGGCUCGCAAGUCCGUUGAUUGGCCAUACAACCUCAGUCCAAUAACACCCACGUAUGCUGCCCGUGCCGGUUUGAGUCGCGUGGAUGUCCCAAGCACAAAACAGUACUCGUAUUUCUAUCUCAGUUGAACCUUGAGAAUUUACGACCCCAAUACUAUGAUGGCGGGAAGAGGGCAAGGACUUCUCCCAUCAUCCCAUGUUGGGCAUCUUGGAGAGAUGGUCUUCUUUUGGAUCGAGUCGUAUUUAGUUCUUUGGAGCCGCUGGGCUGAGUCGGUGGGUUUCUGCCGCGUCUAGAUAAAUACGAGUGCCGUGGCUGGAGGUGAGUCGUGGUCUCGUGCGAGGUGGAGCCUGGGCCUCGAGCUUGGAGGUGCAAACAGAAACAUCAGCUAGGCUGAGACGGGAACUCCAAGCAUACAUGAUAGAUACUGUACUGCCUGCUUGGAACGAUCAAUUGACGGUAGGGAUUGUUCUGCAGGAGCGGCUAUUUUUGCAAUCACAUACAGUAAAUGCAUGUAAUUUACAUUUCUGGCUCUGCCGUUGGGCACUUAAAUUAAGCUCGCCGUCCAGUCCGCUGGACUAAGUACUGUAAGGCAGGUAAGGUACUUACUUAUAAGGUACGGUAACGAACGUCGUCAAGCCUCGCCGCACCUCCACUCUCCUUAUCCCCUCCCCCAACCUUCGAUUCAUCAACCUCCGAACGUCACUCACCUCUCUCUCUUCCCGCCGCGUACAACACCCUCCCUCCCCGUUUCCACCCCCAUGUUGCAUUCAGCAGAACCCGUUCAUCUCGUCUUCCAUUGACGAGGGAGACCGGCUGCGCCGCAUCACCAGCGUCAUAUAUAUCUACGAUAGAUAGAGCUCCACUCGAAACUUUUGUCGUCACCGAAACCCCGGCUAUGUCAAACUUAGAUCCCCAGACACCCAAUUCGCGCCGUCAGGAGAGGAGCGAUGUCGCAUCACCAGUAGAAUGGAGGAAUGCUACAACUAUGGACGAGCAGAUCGCGAGACAGAGCUCUGAGAUUUCAGUGUCAUUCCCCGCAGACCAGCCACUAGAUUCUGGCUCCCUAUUUAGAUCGACGACGAUUGCGCCCUCACCUCCUCCGGGCGCGACUGGUACACCUGUCCCUUCGGAGAACGAAAAGCCCCUCCCUCGUCUCGACACGUCCUCUCAUUUUCUUCCCGUAGAUAUACAUCAGUCGAGUCCGAGUCCGAGUCCUUCAAGCGCGGGCCUGCGCAUACAAACCGAUAUCGUUCCGGGCUAUACCGUUACAGUUGCAAGUACUAGCAAUACGGCGAGGAGUUCAAGCGAUUCGACGAGGAUCCCGUCUAAGUCAUCGAGCACAACAUUAGCGAGGACACCCAGUGUUAAGAACGUCUUUGCGAGCAGUAUAGGCAGCAAUUCGAACUUCGGUUCCGCACCGAACUCUGCUUUGUCUUCGCCCAGGUUGAGCGCAAUGGCAGAUGUCACUCCCCUGCCGUCACCACUUAUGACUGGAGAUUCACCUGGACCCUGGAAAAAGCUCACAGCCCGGCCCCAAUCCCGCGACCUCAUGGUACCCUCCACUGCUGAUUCGGCGCUGGUUACAGCAAACGGAGAAUCAAUAUCUGCAGCUAUUGCAAACCAAACGAAAAGGCGCGCUUAUCAUAUAUUAUCGAAUUCCAAUGCAUCCGCUUUGUCGAGUCCAGAGAAUAAAGAGAGAAAUUCUGAAGGACAUACAAGAAAUCGGAGUAUCAGCGAGUAUGUGCCCGAGUCUGUUCAACUACCAAAAACUCGUCAUAUCACUGUCUCAGGUUCACAUGCUGUGGUUCUCGACGUGACUCCAACGGAGCCUACAGCAGACUCACACAUGCGGAGGGAGCCACAUUUGGCUGUGCAAAGGGGUUUAGCACCAGUGCCUACCCCUCCAACCCCACCUUCAAGUAGAACUGGAGGAGAGAGCAGUGACAGUGAUUCUUCACUGACUACCGCAUACCUACCUCGGCCUAGCAAGAAACCUCGCUACGAGUAUUUUGAUGCCUACACAAGAGAGGACUCAAAAAGGAGAAGAUGGCGAGCCUUGAAGAUUCUAGGCCAAGGAACUUUUAGUAAAGUCAUGCUAGCAACAAGUCAAGUACCAGAAGUCGAAAAUCGUAUAGAUGAAGACGAUGUAUUUGGCUCUCAAAUGGACGGGAUCAUGACACCGGUGCCAGAGGCAAAAAUCGACCGCAAAAAACUUGUUGCGGUCAAGAUCUGUGAGCAUGGCCCUAAAGGAGGCGCUUCCGAAGAACGGGUGGAGAUGUCUCUUAAGCGAGAGCUUGAGAUCAUGAAGUCAAUACACCACCCUUCGCUUGUUCACCUCAAAGCGUGGAAUAUUGAAGAAACUCGAGCUAUUCUAGUGCUCAGUUAUUGUCCUGGUGGGGAUCUCUUCGAGGUUGCAAGCGAGCACCGAGAUUUGCUUGUGCCCAGCUUGCUGAGAAGGAUGUUCUCCGAGCUUGUAGCUGCAGUGCAAUACUUACACGAGAGGCAUAUUGUGCACCGGGAUAUCAAGCUUGAGAGUAUGUCUUUUUGACUAUUUGAUAUUGUUUGAUGCUGAUUACAUCUAGAUGUUCUGGUCAACCUUCCUCAACACGAGCUCCGUAGACCUCAGGACUGGGCCACAUAUCCCAAUUCUAUCAUCACCCUUACAGAUCUCGGGUUAUCACGUCGUGUGGCCGAUGAUGAGAAACUCACUACUCGUUGCGGGUCUGAUGAUUAUGCGGCUCCAGAAGUGAUAAUGGGACAAGCCUACGAUGGUCGAGCAACAGAUGCCUGGUCACUUGGAGUUCUCCUAUACGCUCUUCUCGAAAGCCGAUUACCAUUUGACCCAAAUCCAGGGAUGUCCGAAGGUCAUAAGCAACGCAGCCGCACUAGCCACCGCAUUGCACGAGUGGAGUGGAGGUGGAUAGAGUACGCAGGCGAAGAAGGGGACCACGAAGGUGAUCCCGAGAAGUUCAAGGAGCGAGGACUCCUUGGCGCCAUGACCGUCACCGAAGGUCUUCUGAAGCGAGCCAGAAGUCGAUGGACUAUGGCGAAAGUCGCCGAAGAGGAGUGGGUGAGGGGAGGUAUUGAGAUCGAGAACGGCAUCAAGUUUCGGGAAGAGGACAUCCCGGAAGAAGUCCCUGACAAUGGUUUGGGGAUCCAGUCUCCGUUAUGAAAUCAUUGAAUCGGCAUUACUUUCUUUUUGCCGGGCUUGUUAAUGCGGCGUUUCGACCAGUCAACAACCUCUUUCCAAGAGGCCUUUGCUUUCCUUUGUCAUUCUUAUUCUACAACCAAAGAUUAGGGAGACGGUCGGGAAGGAAGGAAUGAAAGCCGGAUGGUUGGCUGGACGGAAGGACGGACGGACGGACGGACUGAUAAAGAGGAUACUUUUAGAUAGACAGUGAUUUGGAAUGGAAUUUCCCUGCUGGCGCAAGCGAGUGAGCGAGCGAGUUAGGUAAUGUUUGCUUGGGCUUUUGGGGUUGGCGUGGCGUGGCGUUCUUGUUAUUCCUUUUGUCCUUCCUUGUAGGAAUGAAUGGAUCGAUAGUGGGAUUUAGGGAGUCUGUCCUUAUAUUUGACAGCUUUUGUCUCUGUCUUUGUCUUUGAUAUGAAAGAGUUCGGCUUGGCUGGUUUUGGCUGGUGUGUCAGGAGAACGUUGGAAGUGCUGGAAGCGAAACAUUGGCGAGAGGGAAGCAGGAGUGAGAGAGUGUGCGGAUGUUAUGUAUGUUAGUUUGAAGACGUGUAUAAGAGGAGACAGGAAGAAUGGUCGUGGGGGGGGAUGCUACAAGGGGGUGUGAUUUGAUUCAGAGGAUCUGAAGGUGUAAGGUGUAGAAUAGAAGCAAUACAGAAGGGGUCUAUUGAAC
Cadophora gregata is the source of this 4024-nucleotide messenger RNA. RefSeq lists its product as uncharacterized. Gene Ontology annotation, molecular function: ATP binding; protein kinase activity. The transcript has a single exon. The record is from RefSeq and is a predicted model, not a curated record. Gene Ontology annotation, cellular component: spindle midzone; spindle microtubule; spindle pole centrosome. Bases 1063 to 2715 code for a protein of 550 amino acids. Gene Ontology annotation, biological process: protein phosphorylation; mitotic spindle organization; regulation of cytokinesis. Lineage: Eukaryota; Fungi; Ascomycota; Leotiomycetes; Helotiales; Ploettnerulaceae.